AUGUUCGUUCUGCGGCAAAUAUUCUCAGGACAGCGAAAUACUUCUCCACGUCCUCAACUCAUACAAGCAACCAUAAAUGCAAAGGACACGAUAAAUUAUGGAACAAAAGUUGUCGGGGGAGUCUCUCCAGACAAAGGUGGCCAGACACACCUCGGCCUCCCAGUCUUCAGCACCGUCAAAGAGGCGAUGAAGGAGGUCAACCCAGACGUCAGCGCCGUCUUUGUCCCCGCGAAAUUCGCAGCCGCAGCCAUUCUCGAGGCCAUUGAGGCAGAGGUUCCUCUCGUUGUCUCUGUAGCAGAACAUGUACCUGUUCACGAUAUGCUUCGGGUUCAUGAGGUCCUGAGAACACAGUCCAAGACCCGACUGGUAGGUCCCAAUUGUCCAGGCAUCAUCGCCCCGAACCAGUGUCGCGUAGGUAUAAUGCCCUACAAGCAGUAUACUCGCGGCUGUGUUGGUAUAGUGUCCAAGUCAGGUACUUUGAGCUACGAGGCUGUUGGGUCUACUUCACGAGUUGGCUUGGGACAGAGUCUCGUUGUAGGAAUGGGAGGCGAUAUGUUACCAGGCACGACCCUGGCAGAUGGACUCAAGCUCUUCUUCAACCAUGAUGAAACCAAGGGAAUCAUUGUCAUUGGAGAAAUUGGGGGCGAGGCAGAGCUCGAAGCCGCGGAGCUCAUUAGAGAACAUCGCCGCACGUCCCCAAGACCCAAGCCUGUCAUAGCGAUGGUAGCAGGGCGCACGGCGCCUGAAGGAAAGGCCAUGGGACAUGCUGGUGCGAUCUGGAGAGAUGGAGAUGCUACUGCAGAGGCCAAGACUAAAGCUCUCGAAGAUGCAGGAGCUAUCAUAGUGCCGCACCCUGGAGUCAUGGGCGAAAGGAUGAAGGAGUUGCUUGGGACGCAAGGUGUUGCUUCAUUCGAUGAGCUUCAGCGAUAA
Fusarium tjaetaba is the source of this 930-nucleotide messenger RNA. Its product is annotated as succinyl ligase subunit alpha-2 mitochondrial. Bases 1 to 930 code for a protein of 309 amino acids. Gene Ontology annotation, biological process: tricarboxylic acid cycle. The transcript is spliced from 4 exons. Gene Ontology annotation, cellular component: mitochondrion; succinate-CoA ligase complex (ADP-forming). NCBI's taxonomy places the organism in Eukaryota, Fungi, Ascomycota, Sordariomycetes, Hypocreales, Nectriaceae. The record is from RefSeq and is a predicted model, not a curated record. Gene Ontology annotation, molecular function: succinate-CoA ligase (GDP-forming) activity; succinate-CoA ligase (ADP-forming) activity.